Messenger RNA from Agrilus planipennis (emerald ash borer), 2338 nucleotides. RefSeq names its product peptide-N(4)-(N-acetyl-beta-glucosaminyl)asparagine amidase. The record is from RefSeq and is a predicted model, not a curated record. The transcript is spliced from 10 exons. The coding region runs from base 281 to 2269 and encodes 662 amino acids. Gene Ontology annotation, molecular function: peptide-N4-(N-acetyl-beta-glucosaminyl)asparagine amidase activity. Gene Ontology annotation, cellular component: nucleus; cytosol; cytoplasm. Lineage: Eukaryota; Metazoa; Arthropoda; Insecta; Coleoptera; Buprestidae. Gene Ontology annotation, biological process: protein quality control for misfolded or incompletely synthesized proteins; glycoprotein catabolic process; protein deglycosylation.
CUUUAAGCAAAUCUCUGUAAUACACCUGUUGCAUGUUCUGUAUUGUUUACAUUUUGUAUGUAACAAACGUCAAAAAGUUUAUCAAUAAAUGCUUAUCGAGUUUUUUUUUACCUUUUACAUUUCAAUUGUAGUGCAGUUUGUACAGAAACGUUGCUAUAAUCCUCAAUAUACAGUAAACCAUCUUUUCACUACAUAAUGAUUGAGUUGAUAACGUUUUAAGUGAUAAGGUCAAGUGAAUAAGUGACUAGCAAAAUAAUCCUAGAUUAAAGUUAGAUCAGCAAUGUCGCUUUCUCAAAAGGAGGUUUUUUCUAAAUUGGAACAAAACAACAUUAAUACCUUUCAAGAAGCAGUUCGUCUAUUAACAAUUAUUGCAGAUAACAUAUUAAAAGAUCCUGCUAACCUCAAAAUUAGAACUCUUCGAAAGAAUAAUAAAAUUGUAAAAGCAGGCAUUCUUGACAUAAUAGGAGGAAAAGACUGUUUGCUAUUGAUGGGAUUUGUAGAGACAAACGAAUCUCUCACAUUACCAAAGAAUGCUCUUUUAAAAAAACUAGAAGACAUAAAAUUCAAUUUAAACAAAUUUUACGAAGAAGCGAGCACGAGAGAAAAGAAUAAUUCUGAUAAUGUUUUUGCAUCACUCAAAGAAAAUGAUAAUACUGCCGAAAGUACUUCCAGUGCAACAGACUCUGACUCAUCGUCAUCAGAUGAAAUAGAUACAAAAACUAAUGUUCCUAAAAGAAUAAUAAUACCUAAUGAUAUCGCCCUAGUGCACCUUCCGAGCCCUCUUUACAGGUAUACCCAUCCGUUUUUACGUAGCAUAGAAUCUAGAUUUCAUGCUGCGUUAGCUUAUAAGGACAAAGAUUUAAUUAAAAAAGCAAAAGGGAUCAUUCCAAUCCAUCAAAUCGAAACUAACAGUCAAAAUAAGUUACGUCAGCUACAGGAACAAAUAAAGAAAGGAAAAAUAACCGAUCAGAAUGUAUCGCUACAAGAGUUUCUUCUAUUGGAAUUGUUAGACUGGUUUAAAAAUGAUUUCUUUUCGUGGGUGGACUCUCCGCAAUGCGAAUUUUGCGGCAGUAAAACUACAUUUUCUGGAAUGAGUAAUGAUCCUUCCGUUUUAAUUCACACCGAAAGGGUUGAGACGUACAUAUGCAUCUCUUGUCAUAAAAAUACGUAUUUUCCUCGUUACAAUGACGUUAAUAUCUUACUAAUAACAAGACGUGGAAGAUGUGGAGAAUGGGCGAACACAUUUACCCUUUUGUGUAUCGCAAUGGGUUGGGAUGCUCGAUUUAUUGAAGAUAAAACAGACCACGUUUGGACAGAGGUUUACUCUUUUGCUCAAAAACGUUGGCUUCACUGCGAUCCAUGCGAAAAUGUCUGUGAUACACCCCUAAUGUACGAAGCCGGGUGGAAGAAACAAAUUUCCUACGUGAUUGCAUACUCGCCGGAGGAAGUACAAGAUGUAACAUGGAGAUAUACAUCUAAUCACAAGGAAAUACUGACUAGAAGACAGGAAUGUUCGGAGAAGUCAUUAAUUGAUGCCCUGAUUACAUUAAGAAAUGCAAGGCAAACGGAACUGACGAACAGCCGACGUGAAUAUCUUACGAAAAGGCUCGUUCUAGAAUUGGCCGAGUUGAUGAUCGAGAAAAAACCUAACGACAAAGAGCAAGAAGGUAGGAGUUCCGGAUCGUUACAGUGGAGACUUGCAAGAGGCGAAACGAAUGCUAACUUCACCCCUUUCGUGUGGAAACUGACGAAACAAGAUUGUCAAAGUGGACAAGUUAUCAUUAGAUACUCGCCUUCGUUGGACUGCUACACGAAAACUUCUGCGUCUGGUAAAAAUGGCGUUUUAAAUAAAUGGAGCGCUGGUGUUUUUCAAUUAGAAAAUGUGUUUAGAAAAGAGGAAAAGGACUGGAAAAUGGUGUAUUUGGCACGAAACGAAGGAUGUAAUAUGGGUAAAUUGUGUUGGAAAUUUGAAUUUCCCACUGAAAAUUUUCUUCUUGAUAUGGUUGAAAUAAAAUUUGAAAGGAAAACUUACGAAAAUGGGGUAGUAAACGUACAAAUGUGCUCAGAUGAUAUGUGCCUUAAUAUUCCACAAGACGAUACGACAUUUACAACAAGGGCUUUUAGUAAUUCCAAGAUGCUACUUAUAAAAGCAAGUCUUUCAGGUGGUAAAGGGGAUGUGGCUUGGCAACAUGCUCAAUUGUUUAGACAAGAAAUUGGUAGUCAAAAUUAUCCAUUACAAAUCGUAUUCACGUUUACAUCUACACAAUAAAAUGUAAUAAUUAAUUUUGAAUUUGUUUUCCUUUACGUGUAUCUUAAUAUUUUAUUUGUUUCUGUUUAA